CAUGUAAUAUCUCGGCAAUCUUCACACUUUCUUGAUUUAUAUAUACCAGCAUUUGUAGCUCCUCAACCCCAUUCAAAUUUUGCCUCAUAAUCUUCUUCAAUUAUCUUCCUCUGGUAAUCCCACUGUUUCUGACUCUCUGUUCUGGAGAAUUAAUUGGCGGAACGACUCUUGUUAAUUAGUUUGUUGAGAAAGAUGAAGGGAAGCAUGGGAAAUCCCCUGUGUCUUAAAUCCUUGAAUCACAUCUCGCUCGUGAGCAGAUCAUUGGAGAAAGCUCUUGAUUUCUACCAGAAUGUUCUUGGUUUCUCUCCUAUCAGAAGGCCCGGUUCCUUUAAUUUUGAUGGUGCAUGGCUAUUCAAUUAUGGUAUCGGCAUACACCUCAUCCAAUCUGAAGACCCUGAUAACAUGCCCAAGAUUAGCCACAUCAAUCCCAAGGGCAACCACAUUUCUUUCCAAUGUGAGAGCAUGGCAACCGUGGAGAAAAAUCUGAAGGAGAUGACGAUAGAGUACGUGAAGAGUAGAGUAGAGGAGGGCGGCAUUUACGUGGAUCAGCUUUUCUUCCACGACCCAGAUGGCACAAUGAUAGAAAUCUGCAACUGCGACAACCUACCGGUGAUUCCUUUAACUGCUGACACCGGCCGAUCAUCAUGCUCACUCGUCCAUUGCAAUGUCCAGCAGCAACAGCAGCAGAUUCAGCAAAUUAUCCAAAUGGCACCGCAGCAACGAUUGACAUGCCUUCCUUCUCUUCACUUAACGGAAGAUUAUCUUCACUGUGCCUAGCUAAAAUAAACCUCGAGAACAUUUCUUUGUUGUUUGUUUGUUUUUCUUUUUUCUGGGCCAACAUUUGUCUUUACUUUCAUAUUGUAUACAGUAGCUAAUACUUGAACCUGGAAUUUGUAAGUGAGAAAUUUCACCAAACCCGGUGUUUUAGG
Molecule: messenger RNA, 929 nt
Organism: Alnus glutinosa
Lineage: Eukaryota; Viridiplantae; Streptophyta; Magnoliopsida; Fagales; Betulaceae
Product: glyoxylase I 4-like
Exons: 3
Coding region: 193-777 (194 amino acids)
Source: RefSeq, a predicted model, not a curated record